Kalmanozyma brasiliensis GHG001 is the source of this 1857-nucleotide messenger RNA. Its product is annotated as Glycoside hydrolase, family 5. The record is from RefSeq and is a predicted model, not a curated record. Gene Ontology annotation, biological process: glucan catabolic process. Gene Ontology annotation, cellular component: extracellular region; cell surface. Gene Ontology annotation, molecular function: beta-glucosidase activity. The transcript has a single exon. NCBI's taxonomy places the organism in Eukaryota, Fungi, Basidiomycota, Ustilaginomycetes, Ustilaginales. Bases 1 to 1857 code for a protein of 618 amino acids.
AUGAAGAUCACUUCGUUUGGUCUGGCGGCCAUCGCCAUGGCCCUGAUGGCUGACAAUGCCGAAGCCAUGCCCGCUGUUCGCAACUACAAGGGUGUCUCGCCCUACAAGGCGCGCUACACUGUCAACCCGCCCGUGCCUGUCAUGAAGGACCCUCGUUCCAUGUCCGGCGCUCGUCGCAUGCGUCUCGAGUCCAACGAGCGUCUCGAAGAGACCUACCUCGACGAGCUGCACUACAUCCCCUCCGAGGGCCAGGCCGACUCUUCCAGCCAGUUCUGGAGCAACGUGCAGCAGCGUCUCGAGUCGGCCAUCGACAGGCUCGACAAGGCGAGCUCCAUGCUAGGCAUGGGCAACGCCAUGUCGCCCUACCGCGCUGCUAGUGCCGUCAAGAGCGCCGCCAAGUCGCUCGGCUUCUCGUUCAGCGUCAACACCAACAGCGCCCACGGUGCUUCGCCCGAUUUCACCUUCAACUUCAACGUCUCGGAGCCCAUGUCGUGGGGUGAGGAGGCGCACCUGUCCGCCGAGGCACGUGAGGAUGGCAUGCUUGACGGCAAGGCGCUGCCCAACCUGCCCGCCGACUCCGGCUUCGACUACAAGAACGAAAAGGUGCGCGGUGUCAACCUGGGUAACUGGCUUCUGUUCGAGGGCUGGAUGGACAGCUCGCUGAUGCAGGCGCUCAACGACCACGCCAUCAACGCACCCUGGCCUAACCCGAUCAUCGACGAGUGGACCGCGGGUCUCUACUCGGACAAGGGCUGGGCUUCGUAUGUGCUGCAGAAGCACUUUGACGAGUGGAUGACCGACGACGACUGGCAGCAGAUCAAGGCGGCUGGUCUCAACCACGUCCGUAUCCCUGUCCCCUACUUCAUGUUUGCCGAGGCCGUGGGACCCAACGCACCUUACCUCACGCUCAACCGCUUCGCCAAGCUCAAGGAGGGUGUCAUGAAGGCCAAGAAGCUCGGCCUCAAGGUGUGGAUCGACCUGCACAGUGUGCCCGGCUCGCAGAACGGGUUCGACAACUCCGGACGCAGUGGACCGAUCAAUUGGGCCAACAACCCGGCGUACUUCACUCAGACGCAGUACGCCUUCAACCGACUGGUCAAGGAGUUCACGCUCGACGACUACGCCGGAACGGUGACGGCGAUCGAGGCGGUCAACGAGCCCAAGGCCAACGUGGUUCCGGCUGUGCAGGAUCUGCUGAACAAGUACUACCCGUGGGCUCGCAACCGCGUGGCGAUCCCCGAGGGAUGGAACAAGUACUCGAACAUGCUCCUCGCGAUUCACGACGGAUUCCAGGGCCUGCAGUACUGGCAGAACUUCUGGACGGGCCGUGCGCGUCAUCGUGUUCUGCUCGACACGCACCCGUACUUUGUCUACUCGGACUGGCAGCACCAGGCCAAGGAUACGCAGCGACUCCAGCAGGCCUGCCAGCUGGUCGACUCGUUCGCCAAGUCGCAGCAGUACUACCCGUCGAUCGCGGGUGAGUGGAACGUCAACGGACCCAACGGCGACCGUAUGGCCGACCGCGAUCUGCCCGUGGGCCCCAUCAAGUUCCCCAGCUUGCCCGGCGUCACCUACCCGUACUCGGUCAAGUACAUGGCGUUCAUGGCGCGCAACUUCAAGACGCAGCAGUUCAUCUACGAGCAGGGCGGCGGAUGGAUCCAGUGGAGCUGGAGGAACGACAACAACCCAGACUGGUCGUACAAGACGGGUCUGCAGUAUGGAUGGAUCCCGAUGGAUCUUGACCAGCAGCCGUACGGUGCCAACCCGUGCUCGUGCAUCCCUGGUCUGAUCCAGGCUGCUGAGAACGGUACCGCCGCCGAGAGCUGGGUCAAGGCCGAGCUCGCUGGUCACCUCUAA